AAUAAAUCACUUUUUUCACUUUUAAAUUCAUCUCCUUUAUCUUUAUGUUUAUUUUUAUCUCUUUUUAACCUUUUAACCUUAAACCCACUUCUAUCCUCAACUUUAAGCUCAGUUUCUACAUCAACAUCUCUGUUUUGAGUAUCCUGUGCCCUUCUCCUUAAUUCUACCAAGGAAUCACUUAACCUUUCCCUCUUUAAUUUCUCUUUAUCGUUGAGCUUUUUUUCUAUAUCCCGAUGUUCGUCGAAUUUGACCUGGUACUGCCGGUCGUGCCUGUAAACAUUCCACUUUUUCUGUGGAAGUAUGUUCAAGCCACCGUGUCCACCCAUUUUUUAAAAUUAUAAAAUUUCCGGCCUCAUGUUUAACAAAUUUCUCGAACUAACUUUAUAUAUUUGGCUCAUCAGUAGGGGGUUAUCUGAUCUGACUCAAAUUCACAAUUUAUAUUGUAUUUGAAUAGUUUAAUGCUAUAAAAUUGAUAUAUACAUGAGGUGAAAAUUUUUAUUUAAUUUAAGAUGAAAGAGAUCGCAGAGGAAACUAGAGAUUUGACUGGCCGUCGCAUUUACGUGGACGGCGUUUUCGAUUUAAUACAUUGGGGCCAUCUUAAUGCCCUAAGACAAUCCUACGAACUCGGCGGACAACUUGUGAUUGGGGUUAUAUCAGAUGAUGACACGCAGAGGGCCAAGGGGAUCCCCCCGAUUUAUACUGACCAGGAGAGGGCUGAAAUAGUCCAGGCCUGCAAGUGGGUGAACGACGUUAUGGUUGGCGUUCCCUACGACGUCUCUUUGGACUUUUUGCUGAACACUGCAAAGUGUGAUUUUGUGGCCCACGGAGACGAUAUCGCAAUCGGCACAAGCGGAAUUGAUUCCUAUAUGGAACCAAAAAACGCCGGACUAAUGAUACAUUUUAAACGAUCCUACGGAGUGAGUACAUCAUCGACAUUGUCUAGAUUAAUUGAAUCGCUGGAGUAUGAAAGAUUUUUACAUUUAACUAACGGGAAUCACAGGUCAAUUCCUUCAGAUUUUGAGAGUGACCUUUUAAAGAACGAGAACGACUUAUUGAACGAGGGCUUAACUGAGGCUGAAACGAUAAGAUCUUAUGAGUACCACGUUUCAUACCCGAGGUGCAGAUUAAACUUGAAUCUGCUUUCAAAGUUUAUACCAAACAAAGAAAGGCCAAAAGAUGCCAGAGUAGUAUAUGUGGAUGGGAGUUUUGACCUCUUUCACAACGGACACGUGAGAUUUCUGAAGAAAGCCAGAGCAUUGGGAGAUUAUCUGAUUGUCGGAAUCUACGAUGACCAGACGGUCAGAACUAUUAAAGGCUCACCGUUUCCAUUCACCAAUAUGCUUGACAGGUGCCUUGUAGUUUCAGCAAUGAAGUACACUGACGACGUCAUUCUAGGCGCUCCUUACAAAAUUACUAAGGAAUUUAUCAAGAACUACGGAAUUGAUAUUGUGGCGGUUGGAAAGUAUAGCGAUUCUAGGCUUAUUAAUGUUGCUUCAAACCCUUUGGAAGUCGUGGAAAGCCUGGGAAUUCUCAGAUACGUCGAUUCUGGGCUGAAAACCACCAGCUCAGAAAUUAUUAAAAGAGUUUCUGACAGAAUGGGCCAAAUUAGAAGAAAUGUGUCGGAUCGCUGUAAAAAAGAGCUAAAUCACUACAAGGAUUACUACUGAUUUUUGUGUAAAGCAAUUUCAGCUUCCACCCAAAUUCACUUUUUUGGACAUAUACCAACUUGAAUGUAAUAAAAUAAUGAUAUAAAUUGUU
Theileria parva strain Muguga is the source of this 1758-nucleotide messenger RNA. It is a transcript of the gene pctA, whose product is annotated as cytidyltransferase-like domain protein. The record is from RefSeq and is a predicted model, not a curated record. Lineage: Eukaryota; Apicomplexa; Aconoidasida; Piroplasmida; Theileriidae. The transcript has 3 exons. The coding region runs from base 510 to 1667 and encodes 385 amino acids. Gene Ontology annotation, biological process: phosphatidylethanolamine biosynthetic process. Gene Ontology annotation, cellular component: cytoplasm. Gene Ontology annotation, molecular function: ethanolamine-phosphate cytidylyltransferase activity.